Daucus carota subsp. sativus is the source of this 4005-nucleotide messenger RNA. Its product is annotated as multiple C2 domain and transmembrane region protein 16. The record is from RefSeq and is a predicted model, not a curated record. NCBI's taxonomy places the organism in Eukaryota, Viridiplantae, Streptophyta, Magnoliopsida, Apiales, Apiaceae. The coding region runs from base 803 to 3937 and encodes 1044 amino acids. The transcript has a single exon.
GUUCUGAAAGAAAGUUAUAAAAGAAAAAAGAGGAAUCUUCAUAUUUGGUUAUACUAUAUUAAUUAAAGCAAGGUGCAGAUAAAUUAACUUAUCAGAAAAGUAUAAAUUCUCUUUAUUAGUUUUACAUUGUAAGAUCAGUAAUCUAAGUAAAUCUAGUGUCACACCAAAACUUUCUACAAAAAAAAAACAGAAACUAUAGUGUCACGCUGAAAUCUGGUCCCCUGCACUUAGAAGGGAAGAAAGAAGAGAGCAUGUAAUGUACACAGUGUGUGAUUUAUGCAAGUAAUUUAGAGUACUUAAACAAGUCGACGAUCCCUUGCUUAUGCGCGUCUUUUUCUUCCCAGCAAUACGAAGACAAGCAAGCAUAUAUACUUUGUAAAAAAUAAAAUGAAGGAAUCUAAUUAUCUAAAUACUGCAAAAGUGAAAAAAGCAGCAAGGAAAAAGAAGGAUUUGGCCAUUGGAGAUUGGUCUAAGGCUGCUUCCACAUGAAGCUAAGCACCUUUCUUAUCUCCUCACUCCUCAAUUCUUCUUCUUUAAUUCCCACUUUUAAUCUUACAACUAAGAACUCCACUCUCUUCUAAUUAUGAUAUAAACACAGCGAGGCCGUAUAUAACUUACCCUUUACUACACACCUUCCCUCUCACACCUUCUUUCAUUCAACAAAUCAUACUACACAAAAUGCGAUCAUCUAUAUACAUAUUCACACAUUUUUAAUCACUGUUAAAACUCUUGCAUCUUGUCUGCAGCAGUAGUAUAGAAUUACAUAUACUUCUUCAUCUCUUCCCUAAACUAAGAUAUAGUCAUGGCAGUUGGUGUUCGGAAGUUAAUAGUAGAGGUGGUGGACGCUAGAAAUUUGUCACCCAAAGACGGGCACGGAACAUCAAGUCCAUACGUGAUACUUGAUUUCUACGGGCAAAGAAAAAAGACAAGAAGUGUAAUUUGUGAUCUCAAUCCUGUAUGGAACGAUAUUGUAUCUUUCAAUGUUGGAAAGCCAUCUAGUGUUUUUGGUGACAUGCUGGAGGUAGACGUUUAUCACGACAAAAAUAUUGGCCCUACUACCAGAAACAAUUUCCUAGGCCGAGUGCGAUUGGAUUCUCGACAGUUUGUUAAAAAAGGGGAAGAGGCUUUGAUUUACUAUCCAUUGGAGAAGAAAAACCUCUUCAGUUUUAUCCAAGGUGAGAUUGGCUUGAAGAUUUAUUUCAGUGACGAGGUCGUUCCACCGCCAGAGCCACCAGCACCAUCACCACCACCACCACCACCACCACCACCUGAGGAUGUGAAGUCUGAUCCACCACCAGAAACAGGAGCGGCAGCAGAAGCUCCAACUGAUCUGCCACCACCAAGUUCAAGCGAACAACCUGCUGCAGAUGUGCCAAAAACUGAAGAAGUGCCACCACCUGCUGAUACUGCGUCACAAUUACCACCUUCACCAGAUGAAACUGGAGGAUUGCCACCAGCUGAAGCUGCGCCGCCACCAACAUCACCAGCACAAGCGAAGAUGGAACCAUCGGAUAAUGCUACUGUGGAGCCCUCAGCGGAAGCAGUUAAUAGUUCAGAAAGAGAAGACCUAAAUCCUGAUCAGUUGAUGGCAAACAUGGCAUCAGCAUCAAUACCCGAAGUCAAAGUCAGUGGUAUCUACGGACCUCGUCCAAUCUCUCGUGCCGCAUCAGUCAGUAGCUUUAUAUCAGAUGCAUCUGACAAUGUUUCAAUGGAACGGCCUUCAUUUGAUCUAGUAGAGAAAAUGCAUUACCUCUUCAUCAGGGUAGUUAAAGCUAGAUCAUUGCCUACUCCAGGCAAUCCUGUGGUUAAGAUUGUUGUAUCUGGCAGCCAAGUCACGUCCAAACCAGCCCGGAAAAACGUGUUGUUCGAGUGGGACCAAACUUUUGCAUUCGCUAACGAAUCUGCAGAUUCCAGCUCCCUCCUCGAAGUCUCUGUGUGGGACCCACUAAUCUCAACCUCAACCACUGACAUGGCCGGUCAUAACUUCCUAGGUGGCAUAUGCUUUGAUGUCACUGAGAUUCCGCUGCGUGAUCCACCAGAUAGUCCAUUGGCUCCACAAUGGUACAGACUUGAAGGAGGUGGUGCCCACAGAGGGGAUCUCAUGCUUGCCACCUGGGUUGGCACACAAGCAGAUGAAUCUUUUCCAGAAGCAUGGAAAAACGACACCCCUGGAAAUCCUAGCUCCCGGUCCAAAGUCUACCAAUCACCGAAGUUGUGGUACUUAAGAUCAACGGUGAUUGAAGCCCAAGACAUAUCAGGAUCUGCGCCAUUAAGAGACUCUACCUUCCAAAUCAAAGCUCAAUUAGGCUUUCAAGUACAGAAAACCAAGCUCUCCAUGACGCGCAGUGGAUCCCCCUCAUGGAAUGAAGACUUAAUGUUUGUUACAUCCGAGCCAUUUGGUGACCAACAGUUAUUGUUAUCUUUAGUGGAAUACCGGGAACCUAAACAACAGGUUGUCAUAGGAGUUGCUAGCAUGCCACUCGUAUCAAUUGAACGCCGUGUUGAUGACCGGAACGUGGCAUCACGGUGGUUCACAUUUGAAGAUCCUAAUCAAGAGAAGAGGGUGUAUAAGGGCAGAGUCCACUUGAGGUUAUGCUUUGAUGGCGGAUAUCACGUGAUGGAUGAAGCUGCUCAUGUAUGCAGUGAUUAUCGUCCAACUGCUAAGCAACUCUGGAAACCUCCAAUUGGAACAGUCGAGCUAGGGAUAAUUGGAUGCAAGAACUUGUUACCAAUGAAAACAAUUGAUGCCAAAGGAUCUACAGACGCAUAUGCUGUUGCUAAGUAUGGUAACAAAUGGGUACGUACUCGCACAGUCUCUGAUACUCUGGAUCCCAGAUGGAAUGAGCAGUACACGUGGCGGGUCUACGAUCCAUCCACUGUGUUGACAAUUGGUGUGUUCGAUAGUUGGGAAGUAUUUGAAUCAGACAGCUUCAAAGAAUCGACACGACCUGAUUUUAAAAUUGGAAAGGUGCGCAUACGGAUAUCAACAUUAGAAACAGACAAGGUGUACAAGAAUACAUACCCGCUGCUUCUGUUAUCUCCUUCUGGAUUGAAAAAAAUGGGUGAAAUAGAGGUGGCUGUACGAUUUGCGCGUGCAGCUCCCACACUGGAUGUUUUGCACUUGUACUCUACGCCAUUGUUGCCUAUAAUGCACCAUAUUAAGCCCAUCGGUGUAAUGCAACAAGAUAUAUUGAGAUCAACGGCUGUGAAGAUUCUAUGCACGCACUUCUCACGAUCUGAGCCUCCCCUUCGACGUGAAGUAAUCACGUAUAUGCUAGAUGCUGAUUCACAGGCAUUCAGUAUGAGGAAAGUUCGUGCCAACUGGUUCAGAAUCAUUAAUGUGAUUGCAGGGCUCAUUGACACUGUCAAAUGGAUUGAUGACACUCGUUCUUGGCGAAAUCCAACAUCUACAACCUUAGUACAUGCAUUGCUGGUGAUGCUUGUCUGGUUUCCUGAUUUAAUCAUCCCUACAUUGGCAUUCUACAUGUUCGUAGUUGGAGUAUGGAACUACAGGCUGAGGUCCCGGAACCCACUGCCACAUUUUGAUCCAAAGAUCUCAUUAGCUGAAAAGAUUGACCGCGAUGAACUUGAAGAGGAGUUUGAUUCGAUGCCGUGUAGCAGAACAAACGAGAUGGUUCAUGCCAGGUAUGACAAGUUACGGGUUCUUGGUGCACGAGUUCAAACCGUAUUGGGCGAUUUCGCCACACAAGGGGAACGUGUACAGGCGCUGGUGACAUGGAGGGAUCCCCGUGCCACAGGGAUCUUUGUAGGAUUGUGCUUUGUGGUGGCAUUUAUAUUGUACUUGGUGCCAUCUAAAAUGGUAGCUAUGGCCUCCGGAUUUUACUUUUUGAGGCACCCAAUAUUUAGAGAUAGAAUGCCUUCCCCGGCUCUAAACUUCUUCAGGAGGCUGCCUUCACUUUCUGAUCGAAUCCUUUAAUUUCGACAAGUUGCAAUAAAUAAGACUGAAUGUUUUGUUAAUUGAAAGAGCAUAUCAUAAUUGAGUUC